AUGGACGUAAAGCCCUUUCCGCUCUUUAGACUGCCCGAUCUUCCUCGCAGUCUUGUGUUUAAACAGUUUGAAAUCCAUGAGCUAGUGACAUUGUCUAUGAACUUCCGCCGCGUUCGGCGAUUUGCGACUGCUUACAAAUCUCAUGAGGCUGAACUGACCUGGGAAUUCAAUGACUAUUAUCGUCGAUCAAGAAUGACAGCAGGGAGAUAUACACGUCCAUGGAACACAUUUAUGAGUGUGUUUCUUCAUUUCCCCAAUAUGAAAAAGAAGAAAAGGAACGUGAAAUACCACUUUUUGAGUGGUACCUUGAGAUCAAUAGAACCCAUUAAAGUUGUCAAUGUUGGUGGAGAGUGGCCAUUGCCAAUUGAAGCAUAUGAUAAAAAAUAUGAGUAUACAAUACUCGGACGGAAUGACUUCCAUAAAGCAGACCCACGAAGAAUCGAUAUAAAGUUUAUGGAAAAGCUGUCAAUUCUUUUUGAGGAUAUAUUUCGUGUACGCAAAUAUAAUGUACGGUUGCUGCAAAUGAGGGACUUCAAUCUUGCUGGCUCGUUCAUUUGGAAAACACCGAAAGUAUUCGAGAAUAUCACAAUCAGUGAUCAGAAAAUUAGUUACAAAACCACUCGAUUUUUCAUGGAAGAACUGAAAGUGAGACACUUGAUAUUAGAUGUCGAAACUACAUGUUCCAGAAAUAAACCUCUAACCUUGAAGUAUCCUCAAAUCGACAUCAGUAAUUGUAACUAUGCUACAAUUGAAGACGUUAUGAACUGUAGUAGUGAGAAACUCUCUAUCGAAUUCAAAUCUGUUAUUAGCAUGGAUCAGCUGGUUGAAGUUGUCAAUGUUUGGAUCAGUGCAACAAAGUUGAACGGGAUGAAGAAGAUCAACUUAGAAUGGCCAGAACGAAAAAACCAAUCAAAUGCCACAAACGAGUUUUUUAAAAAGAUGGAGGGCGUUGGUGAGAAAAUCCCAAAUGAGACAAACAAAAUUACUGUCAAAAGAGCCACUGAUGGGGAGAUAGCAACGGUGGAAUUUAAUGGAUGUUUCUUCUCAAUGACUCUCCAGAAGGCCGACGACGAGGAAGACGAGGAAUACGAGGAAUACGAGGAUGACGAGGAGGAUGAGGAGGACGAGGAUGACGAUGAGGAUGAGGAGGACGAGGAGGAAGAGGAGGAUUAA
Molecule: messenger RNA, 1173 nt
Organism: Caenorhabditis remanei
Lineage: Eukaryota; Metazoa; Nematoda; Chromadorea; Rhabditida; Rhabditidae
Exons: 3
Coding region: 1-1173 (390 amino acids)
Source: RefSeq, a predicted model, not a curated record